Messenger RNA from Durusdinium trenchii, 729 nucleotides. The record is from the annotation of a GenBank genome assembly. Lineage: Eukaryota; Dinophyceae; Suessiales; Symbiodiniaceae.
AUGGGGCAGUUCUUUGGCAGGCCCACGGAAGAGGCGGUGGGGCAAAUGAUGUGGAGCAACGAGUCCAUCGUCAAGCUGGGCUUCGAGUGCGACGACGCGCACUGGCGAAACAUCAUCGAUCGCUCGCUCCUGCGCAACAACGACUUCUUCAGAAGGCGACAAGCUCCUCCGGACCCAGAGGCGCUGCCCACGGCGGAGGAACGGCCCUUGGGCCAGGUGAGGCUUUUGCAACCGCCGGACGUCACACCCCAAGAGGUCCUGAGCAAAUACGCCGUCCUUUGCGAGUACUUGGACCACAAUUUGAAAAUGCCCACCACCUCGCAGCUGCAGAACUGCGCCAAGAACAGCGGUUUGCAGCUCUCCUAUGCUGUGGCUGCUCCCAUGAUCAAGGAGCUGCGACUUUGGAUCAUGUCCAAAGCUGUGGGGCAAGAGGUGAUGAUCUUCGACAUUUUUGGCACUUCGAUCUCGGGCACCCUCCGUCACUGGUGCUCAGAGCACGACAACUGGUCGGCCCGGACCGCCGAGAGAGCGACAAAACGACCCAAAACACGGAGCGAGCGCCGGAAGCGUGUUUGGAGCAGAGUUUUGAGGGAACGCAGCGCUGGACCCUUAUGGCAUCUCAGGAAUUUCCAGUUUAUAUAUAUAUAUAUACUAAACGAUUAUCAAAGCCCCCUAGGGUCAAGAAGGUCCUUGGGAGGUGUGCAUGAGUUCGCAGGAUUUCGCAGGUAG